Messenger RNA from Salvelinus namaycush (lake trout), 990 nucleotides. Its product is annotated as beta-1,3-galactosyltransferase 1-like. Lineage: Eukaryota; Metazoa; Chordata; Actinopteri; Salmoniformes; Salmonidae. Gene Ontology annotation, molecular function: N-acetyl-beta-D-glucosaminide beta-(1,3)-galactosyltransferase activity. Bases 1 to 990 code for a protein of 329 amino acids. The transcript has a single exon. Gene Ontology annotation, cellular component: membrane. The record is from RefSeq and is a predicted model, not a curated record.
AUGCCUUCAAAAGUCUCAUGCUUGUACGUGUUGACAGUCGUUUGCUGGGCAAGUGCUCUUUGGUACUUGGGUAUAUCCCGGCCGACAUCCUCCUAUGUCAGUGGGCAGAUGUCUUUGCCUAUCAGGAAGACUGUGAAAACCCUUAAGAACACUACGUUCAGCAACAUCCGGACGCGAACGCUGAACCCACACGCCUUCGACUUUGUCAUCAACGAGCCUAAGAAAUGUGAGACCAACACGCCCUUCCUGGUCAUCCUGAUCAGCACCACACACAAAGACUUUGAUGCUCGUCAGGCCAUCCGGGAGACCUGGGGCGAUGAGAGCACCUACAGCGACAUCCGCAUCAUCACCCUCUUCCUGCUGGGCCGCAACACGGACGCCGUCCUCAACCAGAUGGUAGAACAGGAGAGCCAGAUCUUCCACGACAUUGUGGUGGAGGACUUCAUAGACUCGUACCACAACCUCACCCUCAAGACCCUGAUGGGCAUGCGCUGGGUGGCCACCUUCUGCUCCCAGGCCCAGUACGUCAUGAAGACAGACAGUGACAUCUUCGUCAACAUGGACAAUCUGGUCUACAAGCUUCUGAAGCCCACCACCAAGCCCAAGAGGAGGUACUUCACGGGCUACGUCAUCAACGGCGGUCCCAUCAGAGACAUGCGCAGUAAGUGGUACAUGCCCAGAGACCUGUACCCCGAGGCUAAGUACCCCCCGUUCUGCUCGGGAACGGGGUACGUGUUCUCAGUGGACGUGGCUGAGCUGAUCUAUAAGACCUCUCUGCACACCAGACUGCUCCACCUGGAGGAUGUGUACGUGGGACUGUGUCUGAGGAAGCUGGGCAUCCAUCCCUAUCAGAACAGUGGCUUCAAUCACUGGAAAAUGGCCUACAGCCUGUGCAGGUACCGUCGUGUUAUCACUGUCCAUCAGAUCUCACCGGAAGAAAUGCACCGAAUCUGGAACGACAUGUCAAGCAAGAAACACCUCAGAUGCUAG